CCAGAACACACUGAAGACACCGAGCUGGAGUAGGACGGGCACGCAUAGACGGCAUCACUCACCUCCAAGCCAAGUUCCCCGAGACCACCUUGAGACCCCAUGUUGGCAUGAAUGUGUGUAUCCCCCAUGGCAGUGGGCACACACAACCACACACAUAGGAAGCAGGGAUGAGGGUCAAACCAGACCGAGCUGAUCUCAGCGGACGCCCACAGGACCCGCAGCAGCUCCAGGGGCCCAGGUUCCAGCCGCCUGAGCAGGUGCCUGCAGCCAUGUCAGCCCUCAGCCUGGUCGUCCUGAGCCUGCUCACGGCAAUGCCACCCGCCAGCUGCCAACGAGGUUGGAGAGGGAAGAGGCACUGGGCUAGCCAGAGGAACCUCCAAAGGCAGACACAGGCUUCUGGCUGGGACGUGUUUCCCACAAAGUCCCAGUGUGGUUCCCACCGCCUUCCUGGGCUCUCUGUCCGGCUUUGCCGUUGUGUUGCUGUGUAUCUUCCGUCACCCAAGGAGAUGAGCAAAUCACUGCCCUUCUCUGAGACUCAGUUUUCUCAUCCGUAAAAUGAAGACAAUAAACCUGCCCACCCACCUCCCAGGGCACCUACCCUGCAGGAGUGGGGUAGGGCUUUGUAUGGGUAAAGCUCCACACCCACCAACUGGUGUCUGCCCUGUGCUGUGAGGCUGUGUUUGCAGCCAGAGUCUGGGGACUCUGCAGGUGGGAUUUGGCCCCAGAGGGGGUUGAUUUCCGGAGCACCCCUCUUUUGCAGCUGCCCUGAGCUCUCGUGCAUGUCUGCUUCAACUCUGCCUCUCAGGUCUUGGAAGCCCUCUCUGGGAACUGAAGAUCAGAGAGGCUGAGUAACUUGUGUAGGUCACACAGCAGAGCAAGAAGGGACAGGGCUAGAUCUCUUCUCUUCUGCCCCAGGCCCUGCCCCUUGUGCUGUAUGAGCACCCCAGAGCCACCUGGAAGGAGGAGCAGUGUCCCUGGUGUGUCUGGAGGGAACUGGCUGCAGAGACAGGCCUCCCAGGGCCUGAGCCCUGACUCCCAAUCCUUGGGUAGCCACUGACCCGAGGAAACAAAGGGCCUGAACCAUUGUUUUUUGGGAAAACAAUGAGUCCAAAACACAGCGUCUUGGCAAGUAUGGAACAUACAGUAACCACACUGUGUAUCUCCCGUCACCCAAGAAGAUGAGCAAGGUCUGACCACAGGACAGAGUUCCCAGGGCCCUCCCUCCUUCGCAACACCUGCCAGGAUCAGGGACUGCUCAGAGAGGAAGCAGUGCCUCUGGGCAGCAGGAGAGCUUUCGGGUAGACUCAGGAAGGACCUUUGAGAAGGAAUGGGCAGAAUGAAGUUUCUGAUGCUCAGCCUGGGCCCUUUAAGUACAGGAUGGCACUAGGGAUGCAGGUAUUCUGGUCUGGAAGCAGGACCUUUCAAAAGUCUCCUGUUGGCCUCUGUCCCUUCCUGAGACAUCUAACUGCUACUGUGUGUCUGUCCUCAGUGUGGCCAGGCUCUCUCAGGCUCACAGAGCACGGUGAUGUCUGGGGAGAGGAGAGCCCUUUGGGGCUGCCAGUGGCUGAGGGCAGAGACUUCUGGGAAAUCUUGAGGGUUAGAGGUAGUGUCAAGGGUCAAGGGUCAAAAGGCAGAGAAGGUGCCUGGAUGGGGCCUCAGACUGAUGUCUAGCCUAGUCCCUUGGGCACCCAGCCAGAGGAGCCGAAAGGGGAUCCGGUUGGGAGCUCCCCUCCUGCCAAGACCCAGAGAGAGCUCGGCCCUCUGUCCCGCCUUUCCAAAGGUGUUCUGUCCUACCCUUCCUCUGGGCACACCUGGCACCCCUGGCACCCCCAGCUGCACCACCCUGCCUGUCCUUGCUCCCACGCCUACCUGACGCCAGAGAACCUCUGCUACAAAACAGGAUCUUCCAGAUGCCAGCCUAGUCCUAUUAGCUCUGGGCCUCCCCAGCCUGGGAGCAGGGGAGGAGGGGAGCCACUCUCCCUGGCAGGGCCAGGCUGGCUAUUCAAGGGGCUGCCCUUUGGUCCCUGGGCUGAGGCUCUCCCUGGGGGCCCCUACUUGUGACCCACUGCAGCGGGAGAGGGCUGGGGGAGAGGACACUCUGGGCUGCCUGGACCUCAGACGCUGCUCUCUGAGGCUUCCUCCCUCCUUGGCUCCUUUCUUUUUUCCAAAUCCUGUCUUCCUCUGAACCACCGUCCCCUUUAUAAGCCCAGUGGUCAGACGGGGUCCUUGUUUCCCAGACGGUUUCUUCUGGUCCGGGCAGCGGGCUGGGAGCCUCCAGCACAGGCUCCUGCCCAGAGGCAGGAGGGCUCCCUGCACUGGUAGUCCCACUGCGCCCAGCUUGCUGCAGGACACACCCCCGCCCCUCGCCUCCCCCCCAAACACAGCACACGCCUCCCU
Messenger RNA from Capra hircus (goat), 2397 nucleotides. It is a transcript of the gene PDZK1IP1, whose product is annotated as PDZK1 interacting protein 1. The coding region runs from base 168 to 554 and encodes 128 amino acids. The transcript is spliced from 4 exons. Lineage: Eukaryota; Metazoa; Chordata; Mammalia; Artiodactyla; Bovidae. The record is from RefSeq and is a predicted model, not a curated record.